Aspergillus udagawae is the source of this 333-nucleotide messenger RNA. Its product is annotated as LITAF-like zinc ribbon domain-containing protein. The record is from RefSeq and is a predicted model, not a curated record. The coding region runs from base 1 to 333 and encodes 110 amino acids. The transcript has 2 exons. NCBI's taxonomy places the organism in Eukaryota, Fungi, Ascomycota, Eurotiomycetes, Eurotiales, Aspergillaceae.
AUGGAAUCCGAAAAAUUCAACUCAACCCCACUCCCGGCGUACGAGCAACACCCCAGCCCAGAAACCCACCAGGCAGCGCCUAUAGUCCCCCAAAACGCACACAUGCAGCCUCGAUCACACCUCCCACACGACCAUCCCCAGCAGCAACCGCUCGCGCAGCUCCCAGCGCCGGGAUACUACCAGGCAGGGCCCGGGAUGGGCCACCCGAGCGGGUACAACACCGCGACGCCGCUACACGCACUGCAGCGCGGGCCGACGCCCGUUGACUGUCCCGUCUGUGGACAUCGGGAGAUGUCGCGCGUGGAGGCGCACUCGGGGAAUACCACGCAGUAA